This is a messenger RNA of Schistocerca cancellata (South American locust), 450 nucleotides long. RefSeq names its product prostatic spermine-binding protein-like. Bases 1 to 450 code for a protein of 149 amino acids. NCBI's taxonomy places the organism in Eukaryota, Metazoa, Arthropoda, Insecta, Orthoptera, Acrididae. The transcript has a single exon. The record is from RefSeq and is a predicted model, not a curated record.
AUGGAUGAUGAUGAUAUGGAUGAUGAUGAUAUGGAUGAUGAUGAUAUGGAUGAUGAUGAUAUGGAUGAUGAUGAUAUGGAUGAUGAUGAUAUGGAUGAUGAUGAUAUGGAUGAUGAUGAUGAUAUGGAUGAUGAUGAUGAUAUGGAUGAUGAUGAUGAUAUGGAUGAUGAUGAUGAUAUGGAUGAUGAUGAUGAUAUGGAUGAUGAUGAUGAUAUGGAUGAUGAUGAUGAUAUGGAUGAUGAUGAUAUGGAUGAUGAUGAUGAUGAUGAUAUGGAUGUUGAUGAUGAUAUGGAUGAUGAUGAUGAUAUGGAUGAUGAUGAUGAUAUGGAUGAUGAUGAUGAUAUGGAUGAUGAUGAUGAUAUGGAUGAUGAUGAUGAUAUGGAUGAUGAUGAUGAUAUGGAUGAUGAUGAUGAUGAUAUAGAUGAUGAUGAUAUAGAUGAUGAGUGCUAA